Molecule: messenger RNA, 2071 nt
Organism: Physeter macrocephalus (sperm whale)
Lineage: Eukaryota; Metazoa; Chordata; Mammalia; Artiodactyla; Physeteridae
Product: C-type lectin domain containing 9A
Biological process (GO): receptor-mediated endocytosis
Cellular component (GO): membrane; cell surface
Source: RefSeq, a predicted model, not a curated record
CCCCUUACCUAUCAAAGCACCUCAGACAUGCAGGAGGAAGAAACAUACACCUCUCUUCAGUGGGAUGAUACAACACCAAACCCUUACCAGAAACAUCUGUCUUCCACCAAAAAUUCAGGAACAUGGUGUCUUGUGACGGGGGUUUUAUGUAUCUUCCGCAUAGGCUCAUUAGCAACCGCCAUUUUCUUGGGUGUCAAGUUGUUCCAGGGGUCCACUACUGCAAUGAAGCAGCAAGAAAAACUCAUCCAACAGGACAGAGUACGGCUCAACUUCACACAGUGGAAGAGAAACCAUGGCCUGCAGAUGAAAUAUUGCCAAAUGUUGAUGCAGAAGUCUUUCAGUUCAGCCCGUAACUGCAGCCCUUGUCCAGACAACUGGAUUCUCAAUGGAGAAAGUUGUUACCAUGUCUUUGAAAACUGGACAAUUUGGUGCACCAGAAGAGAGGAUUGUUUGAAGGAGGGAUCUAAGCUUCUACAUAGCAAAGAAGAAAUGGACUUUAUCACUGGCAGCCUGAGAAAGAUCAAAAGAAACUAUGAUUACUGGGUGGGACUGUCUCAGGAUGGGUCCAGCCAACCCUGGCUUUGGCAAGAUGGCUCCUCUCCUUCCCCUGAUCUGUCACCAAUACAGGGACCCCAAUCAACUAACCAGGUCUGUGGAUACCUCAGAAACAACGGCCUUUCUUCGGCUAACUGCAGCAUUUGGAAAUAUUUCAUCUGUGAGAAAUACGCAUUAAGAUCUUCUACCUGAAAGAAAUUUUGCUUGAAGUGAUUUUGCUCCAUUACGGUAAUACCUGCAACAGAUCAUUGGAAAACCUGUAACAAUGAGUUUAAGAGCCAGCGCAGAAGUAAACCAGUGCAAGCGUUGUGAAACCAGCUACCUGAGACACAAAACCUAUCUUGCAUUUGCACUUGGUAAUAUCUCUCAACAUUUUCCAGAUGUUCCUUUGACAUUGUUCAAAUUAAUUACCAAGAAUAAAAUUGGUUUAGAGCAACAGAGGACAAAACCCUAAAGAGUGGAAAACAAGCUGAAGAAAAAUCAUUUCUAUUUGUCAUUUUUUUCUUCCUCUCUCUCUCUCUCUCUCUCUCUUUUUAAUUUAGAGUGACUGUGAACUCCACAGAAAAAUCUAUAAGUCACUGGGGAGAUGAUGCAGUUUUAGCUGACUGAUACUCUUUUUAAUAAAUAAAUAAAUGUGAUCUUUUAAACUCACUGUUUGCCAGAUCUUUCUGUGCAUUUGCUGGGUUUCCAAAUGGAAACCAGCAUUAUGUUAUGUUAUUGGACCAGUAGGAUGGGAGGACAGAGAUAUGGAUUUUCAAAUUGGAAGGAAGACAGGCUGCUCUCUGCUGCCUGUAAGACGAUACCAUUUUUAGGACUGCAGAAUUCUGCUGGAGAGAUGAACAACCAGAGCUACACGUAAGUGGAAGGAAUAGUCAGGCUGCCAAUAUCAGCGUGUCUCCAGUAAAGAAGAGCUGCGAGCUUCCUUCCUCCCCUCACUGACCAUCCCCACCACUCGCAAAUCAAAACACUCAUGAUAUGGAUCCUCAAGGUUAACACUCCAGCACUUUGAACUACAUCUCUCUGUGCCUCAACGUCCUCCUUGAAAAACGAUAAUAGAACUUGCUUCAAAAUAUUGUUUGAGAACUAAAUUAUUAAUAUAUGUAAACUUGCUGACAACUCUAUCUGUUCUUGCUCUGGUUACCUGGAGCAUCAGUCAUCUCUAGGCAUCAACCUCAUUUCUGUAUUCCAGAUAAAAAUGACCCCUUUACUGCUCAUGUUAUAAGAAUAUUGAGAAGAUAAAGUUUAUGGGUAAAUUGUCACCAUGUAUCUGGAGAGAAUAUCUGUCUUAAAGCCAAUAAAUCUAUAGACAAUCUCUGUCCUAGGUCUGCGGACUCCUUGAAGCAUGGACUAGCUUGUUCCCCACCAACAAUGGAUGUGAAAGUGUCUUAUGACUUACAGAAAGGAAAAUUUCACUAAUUAUUAUUACAUUACUUUUCUACCACUUACCUACCAUCCCUAGAACAACACCUUACCAUUCAGCAGAUUCUCAUCAAAUAUAUAUUAAAUUCAAUAUAAU